Messenger RNA from Penicillium taxi, 651 nucleotides. RefSeq lists its product as uncharacterized. The transcript has 4 exons. Bases 1 to 651 code for a protein of 216 amino acids. NCBI's taxonomy places the organism in Eukaryota, Fungi, Ascomycota, Eurotiomycetes, Eurotiales, Aspergillaceae. The record is from RefSeq and is a predicted model, not a curated record.
AUGGAUUUCCAUCUGGCAUCUAGAAGUACAGACCGAAAUUACACAGGAUUCCUGACAAAAACGAUCGUCUAUACCGGCACUCUUGUCCUUUUUCUAGCUUCCUUUGCCCUGACUCUAUGUGCGAUUAUUAUACCAAAAUGGGUCAGCUACCAUAGCGAAAAGCCCUCCUACCAUUACUCCUACGGCCUCCACCACCGUUGCUCCUCCCUUACCGACAAAUGUGAGAGUUUUCCUCAGCGCGAAGAUUGCCAUGGGGAAGACCGCUAUUUCUGUUCCAUGUGGCGAUCAGUUGGGUUUCUGAUGUCAUUCGCCGUUGUCUUACAAGGCAUGAGCAUCGUUUCAUACCUCAUUAUUCUCUCUGGUGGCAAGAGGCUUCGGGAAAAUGGGUGGCGCAUUCUUAGUAUCCUAAUUAUAUUGUCAGCUAUUAUCCUAGCUGCCAGCAUGUCGAUAGUGGCAUACCUCUUCGAUAAUGAAGAUCGCUUCUUCAUCGGUUGGCGCCUCGAUAAUUCCUGGGCUUUCUGUACUGUCAGCUGGUGCAUCAGCCUUGUCUGCGCUGGCGCUAUCAUUGUCGCCGCCCAGGUCUUGCCCUCUGAAGGUGGCUAUGAACUGAUUCCUGACGGAAUCCAUGAUGCGAUCACUGCAAAUUCUUGA